Fonsecaea erecta is the source of this 4377-nucleotide messenger RNA. RefSeq lists its product as hypothetical. The record is from RefSeq and is a predicted model, not a curated record. Gene Ontology annotation, molecular function: ATP binding; ATP hydrolysis activity; ABC-type transporter activity. Gene Ontology annotation, biological process: transmembrane transport. Gene Ontology annotation, cellular component: membrane. The transcript has 3 exons. NCBI's taxonomy places the organism in Eukaryota, Fungi, Ascomycota, Eurotiomycetes, Chaetothyriales, Herpotrichiellaceae. Bases 1 to 4377 code for a protein of 1458 amino acids.
AUGGCAAGCUGCGAAUCCUGGGCGGACAAUACAUUUGGCCCAGUGGUGGCCUCUUGUGCUCGAUCCUUUGACUUCACUCUCCUCUUCGAGCAAAGCAUCCUCUCCAUUGUUCCCAAUACUAUCUUCCUGCUUUUUGCGGCCUCGCGCCUAUGGGUUCUACUUCAUGUACCAGCUCGUACCACCAAGUAUGGAUGGGCUUCUAUUACCAAAGUCACAAUCGCUUGUUUCCUGGCCGUCAUUCAACUGGUCCUCCUGCUGCUGUAUACUGCGGCAACGUCCACUGAAAACACCACGUCCCUUUCUGCGACUGUGCUGGCAAUGUGCGUGGCGAUAUUCAUUGCUCCUCUGUCAUACCUCGAACAUCAUCGUUCUGUUCGACCUUCGACCCUUCUCAACUCCUACCUUGCCCUCUCAAUCAUUCUUGACAUCCCUCAAACCCGCACACUAUACCUGUUACAUGGUUAUGGUGAUCUUGCAGGAGUAUUUUCCGCAGCGCUUGGAGUCAAAGCUCUCAUGCUCUUACUUGAAGCGCGGAGCAAGAGAAGCUUUCUCGAAGUGCAGUAUCAAGCGCUGUCAGUGGAAACCACCAGCAGUAUUUUGAGUCGUGGGCUGUUCGUCUGGAUGAAUAGUUUGUUCAUUCAAGGGUUUAAGAAAGUGAUUUCUUUUGAAGAUCUCGGUGUAAUUGACAACAAGCUCAACUCUACAACUAUUCACCGACGAAUACACGAUGAGUGGUCGAAGCAAGACCACCAAGUUAGAUGGCCUCUUCUGCGGACACUAUGGAGAGCACUUCGGUGGUCUAUCUUGUCCACAAUACCAGCUCGGCUCAGCUACAGCGGAUUCCUGUUCGCCCAGCCGUUCCUCAUUCGUCGAGCCACUGAUUACCUAGCUCAGCCACGGUCAGAAAAUGAUAUCGGUUACGGUCUCAUAGCAGCUACUGGUUGUAUUUACGUUGGAAUAGCGAUAUCGACCGCUCUCUACAAGCAUCAGCUCUACCGGCAUAUUACCUUAGCCAGAGGCGCCCUGGUCGCGCUCAUAUACUCUGAAACACUCUCCAGCGACCGGUCUCUGGAUGAUCCCUCCGCCGUCCUGACGCUUAUGAGCACCGACGUCGACCGGAUCUGCCAAAGCUUAGCUGUGCUUCCUGAUCUUUGGUCUCGACCCCUGGAACUCGUCGCUGGGACUAUUCUGCUCGCAUUGCAGUUGGGGUGGGUGUCUGUCAUGCCGCUAAUUGUUGUUCUCUUCAGCAUCACUGCCGAUUCUAGAGUCACCGUGACGAUAGGCGGAAAAGUCAAGGUAUGGAACGAUGCGGUCCAACAAAGAAUCUCCUUAACGGCAGACGUAUUGGGGUCUUUGAAAAUCGUCAAAACCUUGGGUUUCACCCGACCCAUACAUUUGAUGCUGCAAAGCGAAAGACUGCGCGAAUUGCGCUUCCAGGUGAAAUUUCGUCAUGCGACUAUUUGGCUGAAUACCCUGGGAAACGUACCACCCGCUCUCGCUGCUGUCGUAACCUUCAUUGCAUAUGCCAUCAAGGCUAGAAUUGAGGGUUCUGCCUCACUGAACGCCUCUGACGCCUUCACAAGUCUUGCUCUCAUCUCUUUGGUUACAACUCCUGCCGCCGAGAUCCUGACAGCUUAUCCCGCUGGAGCUGCAUGUAUUGGCUGUCUCAGCAGGAUCGAGGCACAUCUACUGAAAUCACAAGCUGAUACACCAAGUCGAGACAGUACUGAACUGGGUGGUCUAUCGGAUCAGCCAAAAUCUGACGACUCAUGUAUAUCUCCUUCCGGCCUCAGAAUGCUAGAUGGUUCUCAUGAUAUACUUCGAAAUCUGGAUUCAAUUCUCUAUCCCGGAAGCAUCACGUUCAUCCUUGGGCCGAGCGGCUCAGCUAGAUCCAUAUUUUUGCGAGCUGUGAUGAGUGAGAUUAAUCACUCUGAACCAAUACAGUCAAGGGGUGGAAUUAUCUUGUGCGAAAAAACUCCAUGGCUCUUUACGGGUACUGUGCGGGAGAAUAUUUGCGGCAAAAAUAUUGAGUCUUGUGAUGAGGACUGGUAUCAGACUAUCCUUGUGGCAUGUGCUCUCCACAACGAAUUACUAUCGCUGCCACGCGGCGAUUUGACGCAUAUUGACGGGCAAGGUUCCAUUCUCAAUGGAGGCCAAAAACAGCGUAUCGUGCUCGCUCGUGCUCUGUACCAGCGGCCUCAGUUGAUUGUGCUUGACAAUUUAUUCAGUGCUUCCGGCCUCCAGACGCAACGAGUAGUGAUGAAGCGAUUAUUGGGCCAGGAUGGGCUGCUCCGAAAACUCCAUGCAACUGGGAUUAUUGUUGCCCAGACUGCACGCUAUGCAGAGAUUGCGGACAGUCUGAUCACGAUUGAUCGCGACAGAAAUGUCAGUUUGAUUCAGAAAACAGCCAAACUGCACGAUGGAAUUUUCGAGGCCGAUACGGAUGAACCCGAACACAUCACAGAAUUGAACACAACCGACGCUAUCGAAAAAGACAAAACCUUCAAAGUUGUUCCCAAGUCCGUCAUGGUCGAGAAACUUGGCCGCAAUGAGAGUGACUUCUCGGACUACGUUUAUUAUUUCAAAAGCAUGAACUGGGUGUGGGUGGUUUUGUUUUUCCUGUCGGCCACCGUACAGACAGUGUGCUAUUACAUGUCCCAGGUCAUCUUGCAGUGGUGGACCGCCGACGGUGGCCUUGAUUUUGCGAAGUGGACGCCCCCUUAUCUCAUUCUGGCAUGUGGCAAUGCCGUAUUUUACGGUGUCACUACCUGGGCAAUGUUCCUCAAGCUGGUGCCGGAAUCUGCGGCAAACUUGCAUCGAAUACUCCUCGAUACUGUCACGAACGCGACUUAUUUGUUUCUUGCAAAGGCGGACGUCGGCGUGUUGCUCAACAGGUUCAGUCAGGAUAUGACUCUGAUUGAGUCCCAGCUGCCCACUGGCGUGCUCUGCACCACCAUCUAUCUCUUUUGGACCGUUGGAUCUUUGGCACUGAUAUGCAAUGGAUCAAGAUGGAUGGCUCUGACUGUUCCCGCGGUCCUGCUUGCGCUGUUCCUUAUUCAGUGGGUCUAUCUUCGAACGUCUCGUCGACUCCGGGUUAUUGAGCUGGAACUGAGAAGCCCGCUGUAUUCCCAUUUCCUCGAAACAAUCAAAGGGAUCAGCAGUAUCCGGAGCCUUCACUGGGAGCGACAAUUUACGGAGACCAUGAUCAAGAAGCUCGACGACUCGCAAAUCCCCUACUACUUGCUCUACUGCGCACAAAGGUGGCUCCAACUGGUGCUAGACCUGGUCAUCGCCGCUCUGGCUUUGAUCGUGAUGACUCUGGCCGUCAGCCUGCGGACAUCCACUAAUCCGGGUUCUUUAGGUCUAUCUCUUAACAACAUCCUUAGCUUCAAUGAGAUUUUGUCUACUCUGCUUCAGUACUGGACACUCUUGGAGAUAUCACUAGGGUCGAUAUCGCGCAUUCGAGAGUUUGCAACCGAUACACCAGAAGAGAAGACACCAACAGCAAGCGCCCAAAUCCGGCCUACUUGGCCGAGCCACGGCAGUAUCGAGCUCCAUAACAUUACUGCGGGUUACAGUACGGCCAACAAUGCGCUCAUCAACAUCACAAUGUCAAUUCGUCCAGGUGAAAUGAUAGCGGUCUGCGGGCGUCCGGGGAGUGGCAAGACUUCCCUUCUUCUGACCAUAUCGAGACUGUUGGAUUUAUCACAAGGCUUGAUCAGUAUCGACGGCAUAGAUGUCAGCACCAUCGCUCACGCGAUGAUCCAAGAACGUAUCACCACCGUUCCCAGAGACACCUUUCUCGUCCAGCAGAGAACUAUACGGUUCAAUGUGGAUCCCAGUGGCGAGCAUAAUGACGCACAAAUCAUCUCAGCAUUGGCCAAAUUCUUUCUGUGGCCCACGCUCGAAAAGAAAGGCGGACUAGAUGCGAUGGUCACUUCCGAGUUGUUGUCCCAGAGCGAGAAGCAGCUCUUCAGCCUGGCUCGGGCCAUCCUCCGCAAGAGCAAACACGACAACGCCGGCAACAACAGCAACAAUCGAGAAAAGCAGAAACACCCCGAACCCAAAGGCGUGCUGCUCCUCGAUGAGCCGACAAGCCACUUGAGCCCGGCCCGCGCGAAGGCAGUGUGGCGUGCGAUCCGGGACGAGUUUUCCGGGUACACGAUCGUGGCCGUUGCGGGACCGCAUCAGCGGCUCGACGCUGUGCUGAACAGUGACCGCGUCGCCGUCCUGGAGGGCGGACGGCUGGUGGAGUUUGAUUGCCCUGGCGCCCUAUUCGCGCAGCCUUCGGCGCUGAGGAGGCUGUAUGAGACGGGUGCGAGGGAAGAAGAAGAAGAAGAAGAAGAAGAGGGGGAGGUGGAGGUGGAGGAGCUGUGA